CUUCACAAAGUCUGGAAAUUCUGAUUAUCAUUUUAUUUGACCACAGAUUAUUGACCUAGAUUUCGCUUUUCGCUGACUAGAUUUCGUGUAAAAUGCAGUCGUUGAAAACUGAAAAUCUGCCGGAGAAUCCUCGAGAGCGAUCAAACAUUAUAUCGGCACUAUGUUUUUGGUAUACCAUGCCCACUUUCAUGAAGGGACGCAAGAAAACAUUGGUUGCAAAGGACCUUUACAGGCCCUUGAGGGAGCACAAGUCGGAUGCCCUUGGCAACAAAUUAUGCAGUUCCUGGGAACAAGAACUCGAGAGUCAUAAGGAGGACUCCAGUUUACUGAGGACUCUUCUGCGGGUAUUCGGCUGGAACUUUGUCUACCUUGGCCUAGUUCUCUUCAUCGUUGAGGUCAUACUGACGGUACAACCCAUAUUCCUGGCCAAGCUCAUCUCGCACCACUCCCACAACUCGGAGUCCAUGGAGGCGGCAUAUGCCUAUGCGGCUGGAAUAAUUUUGUGCACUGCCUUUAGCGUAAUCCUCUUACAUCCCUACUCCUUUGCCAUCACUCAUCUGGGUCUCAAGAUUCGGGUGGGUGUGAGCAGCAUGGUCUACAGGAAAGCCCUUCGUCUAAGCAAGACGUCCCUCGGCGAAAUUACUGCCGGGCACAUAAUGAAUUUAAUUUCCAACGACCUGGGCCGCAUGGACACUUUCAUCCAAUUCACGCACUACCUUUGGUUGGCUCCACUGCAGACACUGGUGGUCACCUACCUUAUGUACCAAGAGAUUGGAAUCUCCGCCGUGUUAGGCGUGUCCUUUAUGGUGCUCUUCAUACCCCUGCAAAUGUAUCUGGGUAACAAGAUUUCGGAGCUGCGACUGAAGACCGCUCUUCGGACGGAUAAACGGUUGCGGAUGAUGACCGAAAUAAUCUCCGGGAUACAGGUAAUCAAAAUGUAUGCCUGGGAGCUGCCAUUUGAGCGGAUGGUGGCCUACGCACGCGAGAAGGAGAUCAAUACCAUCCGGCACAUGGGCUACAUAAAGAGCAUUCUCUCAUCCUUCCACAAUUUCCUCACCCGCGUAUCCAUAUUCCUCAGUUUGGUGGGAUUUGUUCUACUGGGCCAGUUCCUCACGGCGGAAGUGGCCUUUCUAAUCACCGCCUACUAUAACGCUCUGCGCACAAAUAUGACCGCCUUUUUCCCAUUGGGGAUCACACAAACGGCAGAGACCCUCGUUUCCAUGAAGCGUGUGGAGAAGUUCUUGAAAUCCGGGGAGACGGAGGUCUCGAAUGACAGGGUGGAAUGUUCCAAAGCAGGAGGAGAACUCGAUGAGGCUGAGACGAAACUGUUAGGAACUCCUCUUCCUGCCACUUCCACUGAUAAACAGAAUCAUUCAAAUGCGUACCUAUCCAUAACUGGACUCACAGCCAAGUGGGAUACCAACUCACCCGAUUACACACUGAAUGGAGUAAGUCUGCGGGUCGAACCUGGCACUUUGCUGGCCAUUGUGGGUCACACUGGCUCCGGAAAAUCCAGUCUAAUUCAAGCCAUUCUGGGUGAGCUACGAGCCGAAUCUGGCGAGAUAAAGGUAAACGGAUCGAUGUCCUAUGCCCCCCAGGAUCCGUGGCUCUUCUCCGGCACAGUGCGUCAAAAUAUCCUCUUUGGCCUUCCCAUGGACCGUCGUAGGUACAACUCGGUAGUAAAGAAGUGCGCUCUGGAACGAGACUUUGAGCUGCUUCCACUCAAGGACAAAACUAUAGUGGGAGAUCGUGGAGCUUCCCUGUCGGGUGGACAGAAGGCGAGGAUCAGUUUGGCUAGGGCUGUCUACCGGGAUGCCUCCAUCUACUUGCUAGAUGAUCCGCUGAGUGCGGUGGACUCCAAUGUGGCACGGCAUCUCUUUGAUCAUUGCAUGCGCGGUUAUCUGCGCGACCGCAUUGUCAUCCUGGCCACCCAUCAGCUGCAGUUCCUGCAUCAAGCCGAUCAGAUAGUGGUCAUGGAUAGGGGAUCGGUGGGUGCUGUUGGCACCUAUGAGGCGCUCCUCAAGUCAGGAGUGGAUUUCGGCAGCAUAUUGAGUAAUACAGAGCCGGAAAGUAACGAGGAGCCGGAGGAGGUACGAUCAAGAACCUCCAGUGUCACAGACCAGCGGCGCAACAGUGUGAAAUCUGUGCUAUCCAAUGCGGAAUCCUGUCCAGAGGAUGCUUCGGAGGAACAAGUGAUCAACCAGAAGCCACAAGAGGCGGGACAAAGCGGCUUGGGAGUGUACUUGGAUUACUUCAGGGCAGGAGGUGGUCUCUUCGCCUUCCUCAUAAUGCUAAGUUUUUAUUUGGGAGCCGAGGGCCUGGCCAAACUUGGAGACUACUUCCUGACUUUCUGGGUCUCCAAGAAACGCAAUAUGGUUGUUCAAGAAGGAACACCAAGCUCUGAAGUGGUGGAUACAAGUUUUCUGUCAUUCCUGCGAAAUCUCGGCUUACCUUCGAAUGUUGAAAUGCUGGACACCUAUAUGUUCAUGCUGAUCACAGUGCUGACCGUUGUUGUGACCGUUAAAAGAUCCUUUCUGUUCUACAACUUGGCAAUGAAGGCAUCGGUUCGGUUGCACGACUCUAUGUUUCGUGGAAUCUGUCGAGCUUCCUUGUACUUUUUCAACACGAACGCUUCGGGUGGUAUUCUGAAUCGCUUCUCCAAGGACAUGGGACUGGUCGAUGAAAUGCUGCCCACUUUAAUUAUGGCCGUCAUCCAGGGCUUUCUUUCGCUGGCCGGCACUAUCCUUGUGAUAUCCAUUGUCAAUCCCUUGUUCCUCAUACCCGCACUAAUACUUGGUGUUCUCAUCUUUCACAUGCGCACCAUUUAUCUGAAAACUUCGCGGGCUGUUAAGCGUUUGGAAGCCACUGCUCGAUCUCCGGCGUACUCUCAUUUGACUGCUUCUCUGACCGGUCUUUCCACGAUCCGUGCCUUUGGAGCCCAGAGAAUUUUAGAGGCGGAGUUUGAUGGUUACCAAGAUAUGCACAGCUCCGCCGCCUACAUGUUCAUUAGCACCUCGCGCUUCUUUGGCUAUUGGAUGGACAUGUUCUGUAUGCUCUAUAUAGCGAUCGUCACGCUGGGCUUCUUCAUCUUUCCGCCGGCCAAUGGAGGCGAUGUGGGUCUGGCUAUAUCACAGGCCAUAGGCUUGAUGGGCACAGUCCAGUGGGGUAUCCGUCAGUCAGCUGAGUUGGAGAACAACAUGAUUUCCGUGGAGCGAGUAACUGAGUACGAAGACAUUGAGUCGGAAGGAAUACUCGAAGCCCCAGCUGAUAAGAAGCCACCUAAGUCGUGGCCAGAGCAAGGAAAGAUAGUGUUUGAUGAGCUAAGCCUGCGCUAUUCGCCGGAUCCGAAGGCGGAGACUGUGCUCAAGUCACUUAGUUUCGUCAUCAAGCCAAAGGAAAAGGUGGGCAUUGUGGGACGCACUGGGGCGGGCAAGUCCUCGCUGAUAAACGCCCUCUUCCGACUGUCCUUCAACGAUGGAACCGUGCUCAUAGACAAGAGGGACACAGGUGAGAUGGGUCUGCACGACCUGCGCAGCAAGAUCUCCAUUAUUCCCCAGGAACCCGUUCUGUUCUCUGGCACAAUGCGACACAACUUGGAUCCCUUUGACGAGUACAGCGAUGAGAAGCUCUGGCACUCCUUGGAGGAGGUCAAGAUGAAGGAUGUGGUGGCCAAUCUGGCCACUGGCCUAGAGACCAAGGUCACCGAGGGAGGAAGUAACUUCAGCGUGGGCCAGCGCCAGUUGGUCUGCUUGGCUCGGGCCAUUCUGCGCGAGAAUAGAAUCCUUGUGAUGGACGAGGCCACGGCCAAUGUGGAUCCCCAGACGGACAGCCUCAUCCAGGCAACCAUUCGGAACAAGUUCAAGGAGUGCACUGUCCUGACGAUUGCCCAUCGACUGCACUCCAUCAUGGACUCGGACAAGGUAAUAGUUAUGGAUGCCGGCCGAGUUGUGGAGUUCGGCUCGCCUUACGAACUACUGACUGUGGCUGAUUCCAAGGUGUUCCACGGCAUGGUUAAGCAGACGGGGCAGACUAAUUACGAAGGUCUCCAGAAGAUUGCUCAAAAAGCUUUCGAAGAUGCCCAGAAUCCGAGGCGCAGCUUUUCUUCUUAAAGACCCGCAAAGUUAUAGUUAAAAUGAAAUCUACCUCAACAAUUAGUUUAAAAAUAGUUUUUUACAAUAAAUAAAAGCAA
Messenger RNA from Drosophila rhopaloa, 4189 nucleotides. RefSeq names its product probable multidrug resistance-associated protein lethal(2)03659. Gene Ontology annotation, biological process: transmembrane transport. Gene Ontology annotation, cellular component: membrane. The transcript is spliced from 10 exons. The record is from RefSeq and is a predicted model, not a curated record. Bases 93 to 4109 code for a protein of 1338 amino acids. Gene Ontology annotation, molecular function: ABC-type transporter activity; ATP hydrolysis activity; ATP binding. NCBI's taxonomy places the organism in Eukaryota, Metazoa, Arthropoda, Insecta, Diptera, Drosophilidae.